CCCAGAUUCUCUGUCUUCCUGUUUCCGAUGGGGGAGGGUGUUGCCCCCUGACUCCCUGGACUAGCGUAGCUGUGGGGAUGGUUGCCUCUAGAAGUGAGCAUUGGGACCCUGGCAUGAUUUUAGUUAUGACACGCAUCCAUCCAGCCUUGUGAGAAAUGUGGCAGUGUGUUGGUCAGGUGCCAGAGCCAGCACCUCUGACAAGCAGGGUAUCUGAAUGUCUGUAACACAUCUGGGCUGAAGGGUGCAGAUUCCUUGUAGACAGGCACAGUGGUGAGGUGUCCCAGGCAGGAAUGAGGCUGGCAAGCCUAGGCUUGACCAGAUUUAAGCCUAACCUGGUACUCAGCUUGGCCCACAACUGGGGAAGGGAGCACCGAGACUAAGCCAGAUGUGACCUAAACCGACAACAUACUUGGGUGACAUUAAAGAGCAUCAGGUUCCAGCUGGGAUGGUUCUUCCCAGUGGGUGAGCAUAGUCUUCUCCCUCUAAGGUGCUCUCUUUAAAGAAAAUGUGUCAAGCUGUGUGUAUGGAAGCAGGGUAGCCCUGUGUGGUAAGUUAGGCAUUGCUGAGGACAGGAAGGUGACACCAGUCCUAUACCAGGGUGGAGCAAAGCUGUAGGAACUUGGGGAGCCGGCAGAGUUCUAGAGUUUUCUUCCUUCCUGCUGAUGAGUGCAUGUGGACUAUAACAGGUCUUUGUAUCCUUGGUCUUCAGUGGUGCACAUCUUUAAUCUCAGCAAUCGUGAGGUAGGGCAGACAGAUCUCUGUGAGUUCAAGACCAUCCUGGUCUAAGGACAGCCAGGGCUACACAGAGAAACCCUGUCUUGAGGGGAAAAAACUAGUCAAGGACCAGCUGAACAGUGGUGGCCCAGGUCUUUAAUUCCAGCACUUGGGAGGCAGAAACAGGUGGAUCUCCGAGUUCAAGGCCAGUCAGGUCUACAAAGUGACUUCCAGGGCAGCCAAGACUACUCAGAGAGACCCUGUCUCGAAGAACAAAAACAAAUGAACAAAAAUAGUCAAGGACCCCAGAACCUUGUUUGGGUGGGUCCUAGUUAGCCAAGCCCCACUACAGGGAGGAACAGCGACUAGUCACCCUUUCUUGGACUCUCUUUGCCCUUCUCCUGUGAGAAUGAUGGGGUGAAAUGAGGUGAUGGCUGGAAGAGACUCAGACAAGCAACUAUGUUUUCCGUUAACAGUAACUGAUACUGUUGUCCUUAUUACCCUUACGUUUAAGUUGCCAUUGUCAUAUUAUAGAAUUGACUCCCCAAAGUCCAUAGCAUCCUGGCCCCCAUAUGCUCAAGAAUCAGAAGGCCAGGCAGGUGCAGCUACAGAGUUUGGGUGGGUAGGACUGGCCCUAGCACCCCUCAGUGGCCUCUCAGGUCUUGGCUGAGCUGCCUGCUCCCAUCUGCAGAGAGGCCACCCCACCCUCCCAUGUUGGCUGGGAGACCUCAGAGCUAGGAGCGUGUGUUCUCCAAACAUCUUGCUCACAGCAGAUGGCAGCCACAACUGCCUUUCUCCCUGCAGUUCCGGUGCACCUCCCUUGCUCACCCCCUGUUAACUUUGGUUUCUGCUUUUGGAGAUGGGGAGGCAGCCUUCACGUCCCCAGAGCUGCCUCUGAUUGUGGGUGAAGAUUGAUGCAUGCAAGGUGGGCACUUUCAGAAGGAGCAGAAGCCUCGAACUCCCCAGCUCAGGGACACAGUCUCGCUCUGUUCCUGCUAGCUGACUUUGAAUCCUCUUGGCUAAGUGUGCUGGCAGCGUGAUCUGCGGAGCAAGGAGCUGGGCUGGGGCCUUGUUUGACAUUUCUUGAGCAGCUGCUAGGCACCAGGCUCUGUGCUGGAUGCCAAGGACAUGGAGAUGCAGGGUGUGCAGCCCUGCCCCAUAGCAGCCCCCAGCCUUCAGGGAGUGCGGGAUGAAGGAGCAUCAGCUGUUCCAUCUGAGGGGUUGGUGGGCCCCAACAGUGUCUUGGAGGGGUUGUUUAGGGGCUAAACCUGGGAAACCUGAACAGCUCUGUAAACAGCAAGAUUGGGGAAAGCAUUGUAAGCUGAGAACAGGAGACCUGAAGAGCCCUGCCUGCAGCGCAGCCCAACUGAGACACAUGGAACAAAAGAAGACCACAUUGCCUCUACUGGACCCUGAGAAUAUAGCCUGUUCUCUGUUAGCAUCUAGGUUGGGGUUCUAAAGCCAAAGCUCCAAAAGUGAGUGGCAGGAAUCACUCUCAGUUCUAGGGGUUCUGCCCUGGGUUUGAGGCCAGCAAGAGCAGACCCUGACACUGGAGUAGAUGUGGCCUAUCCUUUCCUCCUGCCUGGUCCUAUAGCCACAGGCCAGUGGUCAGGUGUUGGCAUGGUUUGUCCAUGAGGUCCAAGAACAGCUGGGUGAGCAUGCUAGACCCCUCUAGCACUACUCCUCAUUCUGAACCUGCCCCCAGGCCACCCACACCCACAGGCAGCUCUAGGCUAAGCAUCCAUGCAGUGAGUGGCUUGUGUGUGCUGAACCCUGUGUCUGUUACUGGAGCUGUUAGGGUCAAAGCCUGGGCUCUGGCAGACCCAACAAGCUAGAUUGACCAUCUGUUCCCUGUUGGCCAGUUAGAGACAAGCAGUAGUGAAAAGAGAGAGCUCAACACAGCCAUGCUGAGGGGAAGAAGACAUGGACGGGUCCAGUGACCCCUCCACAUCUGUCUCCAGGUUCCUGGCAUGGGGGCUUAGGUCUAAAUAGAGGUCAAGAGGUACGUUUAACUAAACAGUCCUGGUCAGGGUGUGGCCCACUGAUCAUUGACUCUGCUUCAGUCUGUCCUGUAAGGUGGUGAGGAUUAUGUGAAAUCUCUUCCUAGGAGGCAAGUUUCUCCUCUGGCACCAGGCUUCAGCCUUUCUCGUCCCCAGCAUGGGAUUCCUAGGGACAUUUUAAAAUUCUUUGGGGACUAUUGUUUCCAUAGCCUGAUAGCCAAAGGGAGGGGCACAAGAAUCUCUCUUAAGAGUAUCUCUCCUGCCAGACGCAUGCCAAGGACUCCCACAAAAGCCUCAUCCAAUUAACUUUGAAGGUUAUGAGUGGUAAGAUUCACUGGCCCCAAUGCCCUAUGACUUGCUCAAAGUUCUUCAGCAGACUCUAAGCCCAGGUGAGCCUGUCCCUCUCCAGCAUGUCUCCUGUGGAGUUACUCACCCAGUCCCCUAGACAAAGCUUGAGGGGAAUGUGUGGCAGGCCUAGGUGGGUGGCAGGCAACUGUCAGAGCCCAGUUUGGAGGCCUCGGGGCCCUGACCAUUGUUGCUGCCUCCCCAGUUUCAUAGUCAGGCCCUCUGGGGGAGCGCAUAGCAGGGAGGCAGCUCAUUUAUUCUUUGAGACUCUCCAGCUACCACAGCCCAAGUGUUGGGACACUCGUGACCAUACAGGCAGGCCCACCAGAACACAAUCCAGCAAGGCAGCGGGCAGAGCAGAGGCUUUGGUGUUUGCUUUUUCCUGCCCCGCCUUUUGCUUUGCCUUUUGUACCUGUCUGACUGUUUGCCCAAGGAUUUGCCCUUCUGGAAAAUGGGCGGGACUGAGCAGGAAGGCAGGCAGGUGGCAAUGCUUCUUGGCACCCAGCUUUUCUGAAGAUCCUGUACUGCACGUGAACCUGUACCUUCCUGUGCUCCCUGACACUCUCCCAGCCAGUGCAUGGCCUCGCCCGCGCAGAGCAUGUGACUUCAUAUUGCCCAGGCCUGGCAUGCCUGGCAUGCCUGGACAGCAGCAGCGGCAGCAGCAACAGCUGGACUGUCAGCUAGGAGCAGGAGAGGCCCCCAGAGCCCUGUUCUGGGGCACUGGCCCCAGGAUGCGGGGGUGAGGGGCAGCAUGAAUGGGACUUUUGUAUGGCUGGACAGAGGAACACAUGGCCAGAGCCAGGAGCCCUGUACACACACAUCUGCUCCUUUCUGUCCUGGAAUGGCCAGUCUGCAGGCCUCUUACCCUUCCUCCUAGCAGGAAAGCUUGUCUUGGUCCAAGCCAUCCUAUCCCUGACCUUCCCUCACCCCUUUUAGCUGAAUCUGCUUCAGCAACUUGAACUUCUCCUCUGCUGUUCUGCCUCCUAAAGGUCUGCCCUGGCCUGACGGAGCUUAUCCACACCGGCUCCUGGAGACUGUGAUCUGGGUCCUCUGGGUCAAAGGGAACAGGCUAAAUAAAUAGUAACUAGAUCCAAGGAUGAGGAACCCCUUUUCUCCUUUAGCUGGCAGCCCAAAAUGGGACUUGCAUUAGCUAGGCAAGCAGCCAGGUACCUCACUUCCUGUAGACUUGCCUAUGGCCAGCCUUGUGGAGUGGUUCCAGUCCUAGAAAAUGGGAACUCUAAGCACCAUCUUUGAGUUUCCAUUCUGCUUUAUAGACACCUUUAACAAAGUCAACACUAUGACCCAUAACCUCUGUGUCACUAGGUACCUGCCCACGUGAGCCAUGAGGACAAACAGACUGUCACAAAGAGGCUGGGCUAUACCUCCUAUGAGUGAAGAGCUUUGUAAACCCAGGGUGGCUGGGAGAGCACAUUUGCUCAGACUUGGUAACAACCUUUCCAAGUGGGCACAACAGCAAGAGGUUGCCUGGUCACUUUCAGAAUGGCCUGGGAGAGUUCACCAUGUGCUAAGGAUGAGAAGGCAGUCUGACAUGACAGAGAUAACCUUUGGCUUCUAGCUGUGGAGAUCCUGGGUACCCAAGACUAAGCAGGAUGGGUGAUUCUGGUAUGGACAUGGGGAUGGGGGAAGUUGUCUCAGCAUGCUGCUUGGUAACAAGCAUAGUUGGCUAGUUUUGGGGGGUGGGCACCACAGAGCCCACCCUGGGGGAUUUCUUCCUAUGCCUUGUCCUCCAGUGGUGGAAGGAAUGCCCACUAUUUACUAUUCAUACACACCUUGGUACCAGGUGCCUGCAUCACUUCUCCCCAUGAGCAACCCUGUGGUCUGUGACUCCCGUCAUUCUCAUUUACAGGUAAGAAAACUGGUCUGAAUUGCUCUUCCACCAGCAUCCCAUAGUUGUUAUUCCUCUUCUCCAGUCAUCGGAGCUCAAAGAGAAUGCACCUUGCACAUAACUGUUAAGUGACCAGGCCCAGUUGUAGCUCACACUGACUGACCCCAAGUCCUGUGCGUUUCCCACUCUGCCCCUGCAGUCAACAGAACUACUAAUAAAAUAAACACAUUAAUACAUAAUUAAUCCUACCUCUAUCCCUCCGGCCUUUUCUCUCUGAGCACUUCCCAGACGUGAUCUCAUGCAUCCUGUCAAAGCCCCAGAAGAGCUAUGAGGAGGCUCUGUGCAGAUGAUGGGGAAAGGCUGGCACCCAUGGACCACAGGGACUUCAAACCAGCCAUUAUCCAACCUUAGCUCCAGCACCAACCUUCUGCCCUUCUCAGCUCUCAGCCUCCGAGUAAGAAGUAUUAGGGUGAAAACUCCUCCGUACCCUUCCUUGGUCUCUUUGGAAUUGUCCUGGGGAGGUGAGCGCCAGGCCCGCUGAACCUCCCAGAGCCGCCAGCCAUGCCCGGGAUCGUGGUGUUCCGGCGGCGCUGGUCUGUGGGCAGCGAUGACCUCGUCCUGCCAGCCAUCUUCCUCUUCCUCCUGCACACCACCUGGUUUGUGAUCCUGUCCGUGGUGCUCUUUGGCCUGGUCUAUAACCCACACGAGGCCUGCUCCCUAAACCUGGUGGACCACGGCCGCGGCUACCUGGGCAUCCUUCUGAGCUGCAUGAUUGCCGAGAUGGCCAUCAUUUGGCUGAGCAUGCGUGGGGGCAUCCUCUACACAGAACCCCGGGACUCCAUGCAGUACGUGCUCUACGUGCGCCUGGCCAUUUUGGUGAUCGAGUUCAUCUACGCUAUCGUGGGCAUCGUCUGGCUCACGCAGUACUACACCUCCUGCAAUGACCUCACUGCUAAGAAUGUCACUCUCGGAAUGGUUGUCUGCAAUUGGGUGGUGAUCCUCAGUGUCUGCAUCACUGUCCUCUGUGUCUUUGACCCCACGGGCCGCACCUUCGUCAAGCUGAGAGCCACCAAGAGGAGGCAGCGAAAUCUGCGGACUUACAACCUGCGGCACCGGUUAGAGGAGGGUCAGGCCACCAGCUGGUCCCGUCGUCUUAAAGUGUUCCUCUGUUGCACCCGGACAAAGGAUUCCCAGUCAGAUGCCUACUCAGAAAUUGCCUACCUCUUUGCUGAAUUUUUCCGUGACCUCGACAUCGUGCCCUCCGACAUCAUUGCUGGCCUGGUGCUGCUUAGACAGCGGCAGCGAGCCAAGCGCAAUGCGGUGCUGGAUGAGGCAAACAAUGACAUCUUGGCUUUCCUGUCUGGGAUGCCAGUGACCAGAAACACCAAGUACCUCGACCUCAAGAACUCGCACGAGAUGCUGCGCUACAAAGAAGUCUGCUACUACAUGCUCUUCGCCCUGGCUGCCUACGGCUGGCCCAUGUACCUGAUGCGGAAGCCCACCUGUGGCCUCUGCCAGCUGGCUCGGUCCUGCUCGUGCUGCCUUUGCCCUGCACGACCCCGAUUUGCCCCUGGUGUCACCAUCGAGGAAGACAACUGUUGUGGCUGCAAUGCAAUUGCCAUCCGCCGUCACUUCCUGGACGAGAACAUGACUGCCGUAGACAUUGUCUACACCUCCUGUCACGAUGCGGUCUAUGAAACACCCUUCUAUGUAGCUGUGGAUCAUGACAAGAAGAAAGUGGUUAUCAGUAUUCGGGGAACCCUGUCCCCCAAGGAUGCCCUGACCGACCUGACUGGAGAUGCUGAGCGCCUCCCUGUGGAGGGACACCGAGGCACCUGGUUGGGCCACAAGGGCAUGGUGCUCUCGGCUGAGUACAUCAAGAAGAAACUGGAGCAGGAGAUGGUCCUGUCCCAGGCCUUUGGGCGAGACCUGGGCCGUGGAACCAAACACUAUGGCCUGAUUGUGGUAGGCCACUCCCUGGGCGCUGGCACAGCUGCCAUCCUCUCCUUCCUCCUGCGUCCUCAGUACCCGACCCUCAAGUGCUUUGCCUACUCCCCGCCAGGAGGCCUGCUGAGUGAGGAUGCAAUGGAGUAUUCCAAAGAGUUUGUUACUGCUGUGGUUCUGGGCAAAGACCUUGUUCCCAGGAUUGGCCUUUCUCAGCUGGAAGGUUUCCGCCGGCAGCUUCUGGAUGUCCUGCAGCGAAGCACCAAGCCCAAAUGGCGGAUCAUUGUGGGGGCCACCAAGUGUAUCCCCAAGUCGGAGCUGCCUGAGGACCAGGUGGAGGUGACCACCCUGGCCAGCACACGGCUCUGGACGCACCCCAGUGAUUUGACCAUCGCCCUUUCGGCUAGCACCCCACUCUACCCACCUGGCCGAAUCAUCCACGUGGUCCAUAACCAUCCUGCAGAACAGUGCUGCUGCUGUGAGCAGGAGGAGCCCACAUACUUCGCCAUCUGGGGCGACAACAAAGCCUUUAACGAGGUGAUCAUCUCACCAGCCAUGCUCCAUGAGCAUCUGCCGUAUGUGGUCAUGGAGGGGCUCAACAAGGUGCUGGAGAAUUACAACAAGGGAAAGACAGCACUGCUUUCUGCUGCAAAGGUCAUGGUGAGCCCCACUGAGGUAGAUCUCACUCCUGAGCUCAUCUUCCAGCAGCAGCCGCUGCCCACGGGACCACCUCUGCCCACCGGCCUGGCCCUGGAGCUGCCUGCCACAGACCAUCGCAACAGCAGCGUCAGGAGCAAGUCCCAGUCUGAAAUGAGCCUGGAGGGCUUCUCAGAGGGGCGGCUGCUGUCCCCAGUGGCUGCUGCAUCAGCAGCCCGCCAAGACCCUGUCGAGCUGUUGCUGCUGUCCACCCAGGAGCGGCUGGCAGCAGAGCUGCAGUCCCGGAGGGCACCACUGGCCACCAUGGAGAGCCUCUCAGACACUGAAUCACUGUACAGCUUCGACUCACGCCGCUCCUCAGGCUUCCGCAGCAUCCGAGGCUCGCCUAGCCUCCACGCAGUACUGGAGCGUGACGAGGGCCACCUCUUUUACAUCGACCCGGCCAUUCCAGAGGAGAACCCAUCCCUCAGCUCACGCACAGAGCUUCUGGCAGCCGACAGCCUGUCCAAGCACUCGCAGGAUACCCAACCCCUGGAGGCAGCUUUGGGCAGCGGAGGUGUCACUCCUGAGCGACCACCAAGUGCCACCAAUGAGGAAGAGGAAGCAGCGGGUGGCGAGGGUGGUGGGGUGGCCCCCCGAGGAGAGCUGGCACUGCACAAUGGGCGCCUGGGGGAUUCGCCCAGCCCUCAGGUGCUAGAAUUUGCCGAGUUCAUUGACAGCCUCUUCAACCUGGACAGCAAGAGCAGCUCCUUCCAGGACCUCUACUGCAUGGUGGUGCCCGAGAGCCCCACUAGUGACUAUGCUGAGGGCCCCAAGUCCCCCAGCCAACAGGAAAUCUUGCUUCGGGCCCAAUUUGAGCCCAAUCUGGUACCCAAGCCCCCACGGAUCUUUGCAGGAUCUGCUGACCCCUCCUCUGGCAUCUCACUCUCACCCUCUUUCCCACUCAGCUCCUCAGGGGAGCUCAUGGACCUGACACCCACAGGCCUCAGCAGCCAGGAGUGUCUGGCCACAGACAAGAUCCGGACUUCCACCCCCACAGGCCACGGGGCCAGUCCUACCAAGCAAGAUGACUUGGUCAUCUCAGCACGCUAGCACCUGGCAGUGGCUGCCAGCACCUCCCCUAUCAGAACUCAAGGCCUUGUGGGUACCUAAUGGCCACUUGGGGCCCAGUAGCUUUGAGGAGAGGCUCCCAGGGGCCAAGUGGCCUCAGGCCCUGGAGCACUGCUGCUGAGCAGGGGGUCCGCAUCCCUACCUCAGCCUAGGACCCUCAGAACCAAGAUGUCUGGGAAAAGCAGGGGUGGGUUUGGUACAGGGAGGAGACUUCAGGUUGGAUGGCCAGUCCUCAGCCCUCAGCCUGACUCCUCUGUGUGGGCAGCCUGGUAUCUCUGUUCUGGGAAUGGCACUAGGCAAGCUAGCUUCCUGUCACUGCCCUCCAGCUACUCUCCCAGAGCCGAGGCAGAAAGCAGCCCCCUCUCCACAUACUCUCCUAUGUCGUUCAAGUUGGCACCUGCCCUGGCCACUAUCCCCCAGAUCUGGUGCCUGCUGGCCAGCCCCCUGGGGUGAUCCCCACCAAGGUGGCCCGCAGUGCUGUGUAUGUUUACAGAAAUCUGCUGGGCUUGGCUCAGGUUGUAUCCUGGGCUUGCAAGCCCCCACCCCCAAUCAUGUGUUAAGUUGUCCCCUGUGAGUGGGACCUGAGGACCAGAGGGGACUGGAGGAAAGUAGGGUCAGGGCCACCCUUUCUCUGCCUGGUGCCCCUUAUCUUCAUGGAUUCUGGCUGCUGGGCCUGCCUGCCUACCUGCCACUCACUCCCUGGCUUCCUGGCUCACCUUCUGCCCCCCAGGACUCUGGCCAUUCAAAGGGUGGUGGGCACUCCUGUGACAUCACCCCUGGCUGCAGAGUCAGGGCCCUGGGAAGAAAAAAAAGGCAUCCAAAGCCCCGUAUCUUGGGCAUCCUGCCUGCCUGACCCCUUUAUGUUACCCCACCAUGCCUAGGCAGCUCUGGGCCCUGGGGUCUGAAACCAAACAUGCCUCUGCCCACUUGCUCUCCUGGCUACUUAGCUCCUUUCUGGGUCUGGGCUCCACCUCCCACUGUGUCCUGCCCAUAAGAAGAGGAGCCAAGAGCAGGGUAUCAUGAGUCCUGGCUGGAAACCCCUGUCUACUGCCAAGGGGAGGGGCCAGGGACUCAGGCUGUCCCAGGUUAGCCUGAGGCCUUCAUAGGUUUUCCUGUGGUUUGGAGAAGCAGUCCAGGAAGUAGGAACCUAGCCUUUCCCCAAGCUGGGGUGGGGAGGUUGUGCAUGCUAGUGUCGGGUGUGUGCGUGCAUGCGCGUGAAUGUGCACCACUCCUAAGGAAAGGGGCUGCAGAGGGCUGCCCGCCUUCCCUGCCUUGCCUGCCUCCUGAUGCUCCUAACCUGCCAAGAAUCUAGCCUGUGAAGCAAAGCCUUGGGACAAGCCAGUUACUUGGGUGUGCAGGCAAGCCACUGCCCACUUGUGCCCUUGUCUCCUGGGAAGCAAGGUCCCUACCACUCCAGCCCCACUCACAGCCUCUCUAGGCUCCCCUGACCACCUCGUGAUCACUGGUAUCUGGGCCUGAGCCCCAAUUCUAAUCCCCACAGCUGGGUGGCCAAGGAUGGCUAUCCACCCUAACAGAUAGAGGACAGAGACCUGGGAGCUGGGCCUCCCUUUACUCUGAGACUCCCCACCUCACCAGACUUUUUGCUCCCUGCCCCCUGCCAAGGCAGUGCCUCCACCUAGCACAGAAGUAAGAUAAAAAUCAGUGGUUCUUAGAAUUCACGUGUUAGACAAAAAUCUUAAAUCAGAGAAACAAUGCAACAAGCACCCCAGCCAGCAGCAGAGUUGUGGAUCUGGCCUUUUAACUCUUCCUCUGCCAGGGUAGGUGUGGGGGGCUCCUCUAGGGUGUGCCCCUAUGCCCAGGACUGAGCCAUCAGGGACACCCCCCCCCCCCCCAAGGCUGCAGCCAUACUGUGUUACAGGCUUGGGGCUGGGGCAGGCUUGGACUCAGCCCUAGACACCCAGGGCCAGCCCACCCCUCCCCUGUCCCCUCCCUGCCUGACCCCAGAAAGGUGGGCCUGCUGCACAUUCCCAUCACCCCAUGCCACAUCUGGGGGGGGGUCUGAGCCACCCCCUUCAUCCCAGUUCGGAUUGACCCCCACCCACACUGUCCCCCGGACCUGCAGCACAAGCUCUCCCAGCCAGGCGCUGGCCUGUCCUCCCAGGGAUCUGGGGGACGUCCAUAUGCAAACAGUAGCAAGCAGCCAGGCCCCCAUAAACCCUCUGCACCCCACGUGCCAUUCUCCCAUGACUUUUUUGUACUUAAUGUAUGAAAGAUCCACACUAAUAUUGCUGUAAAAAGGAGAGACAAAUCAAUAUAGCUUAUUCUAUAAAUAUAUCUGUAUAUAAAGUUUUCUGUAUAUUGUAUAGAGCUGUGUAUAAACUGGACGUAAAAGCACA
Molecule: messenger RNA, 10973 nt
Organism: Cricetulus griseus (Chinese hamster)
Lineage: Eukaryota; Metazoa; Chordata; Mammalia; Rodentia; Cricetidae
Source: RefSeq, a predicted model, not a curated record